Messenger RNA from Neogale vison (American mink), 810 nucleotides. RefSeq names its product ankyrin repeat domain 60 (gene ANKRD60). The record is from RefSeq and is a predicted model, not a curated record. Bases 1 to 810 code for a protein of 269 amino acids. Lineage: Eukaryota; Metazoa; Chordata; Mammalia; Carnivora; Mustelidae. Gene Ontology annotation, molecular function: protein binding. The transcript has 5 exons.
AUGCGGGUGCUGCUGGAGGAGACCGGGGAGAUGUUCCAAGUGACAAACUGCCGCAGCGACAUGACGGUGCGGGAGCUCAAGGAGGAGCUGGACCUCACCGCCGGCAUCCCCUUGGACCUGCAGCGGCUCCAGUAUCUGGACCAAGGAAUUUUGAUGGAUGAUACUACGUUGCAGUUCCAUGAUGUUGUUCCUGGUGGAAUUAUUUCAUUAUGUGUCUGGCGCCAUGAUGGAUGGACGGAACUGGUUUUGGCGGCUGUGGAAGGGGAUCCCAGUAAGAAAAGCUAUUUUCUCUCUUCAAAACACCGACAGGAAGAACUUCCUGCCUCCCGAGCCUGCCCGAUGCUCUCCUGCCUCGGUGUCGACGAAGAUUCUCUUUACCAAACUGCAAAUUCGCAGCGUUUGGAGCACAAGCAGUGGAAGGCCUGGAUCGCUCACAGAGCGUUCGUGGCCUUGUACGUUACGUCUCACAGAGGCCACUCGGAUGCCGUGCAGUACCUUCUAGAACAUGGGGCCAGCUGUCUCAGCCAAAGCCCCAUGGGCAGGACAGCCCUGCAUGUGGCCGCAGCCAUGGGCCGUCUGGACUGUAUCAACCACCUGCUGAACCAUGGAGCCUCCAUCAAUGAAAGAGAUGCCAGGGGGGAGACCCCCAUGUCCCUCGCCCGGCGCCUGAACCGCAGGCACAGUGAGCAGCGUAUGUUCCUCUUCUACUGGAUGGCGAAGUCAGGGACAAAAGACCCAAAGAACUUGACCGAGAACAAGGUUCUUCUCAGGGCAAAGUCCAAGUCAGGCUCCAAGAAGAGCCAAGUUUGA